Messenger RNA from Ostreococcus lucimarinus CCE9901, 1188 nucleotides. RefSeq lists its product with no specific name. The transcript has a single exon. Bases 1 to 1188 code for a protein of 395 amino acids. Lineage: Eukaryota; Viridiplantae; Chlorophyta; Mamiellophyceae; Mamiellales; Bathycoccaceae. The record is from RefSeq and is a predicted model, not a curated record. Gene Ontology annotation, molecular function: iron ion binding; monooxygenase activity; oxidoreductase activity, acting on paired donors, with incorporation or reduction of molecular oxygen.
AUGCAGGUGAAUUUGAAGAAUUAUAAAAAGGACACGGAGUUUUCGUACGAACCGUUCCUGGAGAUAUUGGGCACGGGGCUGGUGACGAGCGAGGGGGAGACGUGGCGGGAACAGCGACAACGGAUAUCGAGCGCGUUGCGGGUGGAGAUUUUAGACGACAUCAUAGCCAUCGCGACGCGCGCGGUGGACAGAUUGUCGGAAAAGUUGGAACGGGUGCGUGGGAAGAAUGAACCCGUGGAGCUCGCGGAGGAGUUCCGAUUGUUGACGUUGCAAGUGAUCGCGGAGGCGAUUUUGAGCCUCACCCCAGAGCAAAGCGACGAAGUCAUGCCGAAUUUAUAUUUGCCAAUCAUGGAGGAGUGCAAUCGACGUAGCUUGGAGCCGUGGCGCAAGUAUUUGCCCACGCCAGAGUGGUUCGCGCAUCGCAAGCGCGUGGCGAUGCUGAAUGAGUACAUCGUCAAUCUCAUUCGCGGUCGAUGGAAGAAGCGCACGUCGGGUGAGGCGAAUGAAAACCCGGACAUUCUCGAUCGCGUGCUCGCGUCCGUGGAGGUCGAGGACUACGGCGCGGACAUCGAGGAGCAAAUGUGCUAUGAGAUUAAAACUUUUCUGCUCGCCGGUCACGAAACGAGCGCGGCGAUGCUGAUAUGGACGACGUGGGAGUUGGUGAAUAACGAAGAAAAGAUGGCGAAAGCCGUCGCGGAGGCAAACAAGGUACUCGGCAAGGUGAAACCCGGUCGACUUCCCACGCGAGACGAGCUCGCACAUCUUGAUUACAACGUUUCCGCGCUCAAGGAAUCGCUCAGGCUGUACUCGGUCGUUCCAGUGGUCACCAGACGCGCCAUCGCUGACGACGUGUUGGGCGGAUGCCGCAUUCCAAAGGGCACGACGGUUAUCAUUAGCUUGCAAGGCGUGCAUCAUCGCGAGGAUUUAUGGCCAAACCCGUUAUCUUUCGAACCUGAACGCUUCUUAGACGGUAAGAACGACGAACUCGGCAACUACGCGUACUUGCCAUUCAUCCAAGGACCGCGUAACUGUCUGGGACAAUAUCUGGCGCUGCUCGAGGCGCGCGUCGUGCUCGCGACGCUCAUCAGACGAUUCAAGUUCAAGAGCGCGAGCACGAAGAACGGUGCUAAGCACACGAAAGCGAUUCCCAUCGCCCCCGCGGAUGGUAUGUGGUUUACCGUGGAGUAG